This is a messenger RNA of Ficedula albicollis (Collared flycatcher), 3753 nucleotides long. RefSeq names its product transient receptor potential cation channel subfamily C member 5 (gene TRPC5). NCBI's taxonomy places the organism in Eukaryota, Metazoa, Chordata, Aves, Passeriformes, Muscicapidae. The transcript is spliced from 10 exons. The record is from RefSeq and is a predicted model, not a curated record. Gene Ontology annotation, molecular function: store-operated calcium channel activity; protein binding; inositol 1,4,5 trisphosphate binding. Gene Ontology annotation, biological process: manganese ion transport; calcium ion transmembrane transport; regulation of cytosolic calcium ion concentration. Gene Ontology annotation, cellular component: membrane; cation channel complex. The coding region runs from base 1 to 2970 and encodes 989 amino acids.
AUGGCCCAGCUAUACUACAAAAAAGUCAACUUCUCCCCGUACCGAGACCGGAUCCCCCUGCAGAUCGUGCGGGCGGAGGCAGAGCUCUCGUCGGAAGAGAAAGCCUACCUCAGUGCCGUGGAGAAGGGCGACUAUGCCAGCGUGAAACAUGCCCUGCAGGAGGCAGAGAUCUACUACAACAUCAACAUCAACUGCAUGGAUCCCCUGGGGCGCAGCGCCCUGCUCAUAGCCAUAGAGAAUGAGAACCUGGAGAUCAUGGAGCUGCUGCUGAGCCACAGCGUCUACGUGGGGGAUGCUCUGCUCUACGCCAUACGGAAGGAGGUGGUGGGAGCUGUGGAGCUGCUGCUCAAUUACAGGAAGCCCAGUGGUGAAAAACAGGUUCCAACCUUGAUGAUGGACACGCAGUUCUCGGAGUUCACUCCGGACAUCACCCCGAUCAUGCUGGCCGCCCACACCAACAACUACGAGAUCAUCAAGCUGCUUGUGCAGAGACGGGUGACGAUCCCACGGCCACACCAGAUCAGGUGCAACUGUGUGGAGUGUGUCUCCAGCUCCGAGGUGGACAGCCUGAGGCAUUCCAGGUCAAGGCUGAACAUCUACAAAGCCUUAGCCAGCCCUUCUCUGAUUGCCUUAUCGAGCGAGGAUCCCAUCCUGACUGCAUUCCGGCUGGGCUGGGAGCUGAAGGAGCUGAGCAAGGUGGAAAAUGAGUUCAAGGCUGAGUAUGAAGAGCUCUCACAGCAGUGCAAGCGUUUUGCUAAGGACCUUUUGGAUCAAGCACGGAGUUCCCGGGAGCUGGAGAUCAUUCUCAAUCACAGGGAUGAUCAAAGUGAAGAGCUGGAUCCCCAAAAAUGUCACGAUUUGGCAAAGCUGAAGGUAGCAAUAAAGUAUCACCAGAAAGAGUUUGUUGCUCAGCCAAACUGCCAGCAGCUGCUAGCGACGCUUUGGUACGACGGCUUCCCAGGCUGGAGGAGGAAACACUGGGCAGUGAAACUGCUGACCUGUGUCACCAUUGGACUGCUUUUCCCCGUGCUCUCCGUGGCAUACCUGAUUGCACCCAAGAGCAGGCUGGGACUGUUCAUUAAAAAGCCAUUUAUCAAGUUUAUCUGCCACACUGGAUCUUACCUGACCUUCCUGUUCAUGCUCCUGCUGGCGUCGCAGCACAUCGUCAGGACUGACCUGCACAUGCAGGGGCCACCUCCCACCAUCGUGGAGUGGAUGAUCCUGCCCUGGGUUCUAGGUUUCAUCUGGGGAGAAAUCAAGGAAAUGUGGGAUGGUGGAUUCAAUGAGUACGUACAUGACUGGUGGAAUCUGAUGGAUUUUGCAAUGAACUCCCUCUAUCUUGCAACCAUCUCCCUUAAAAUUGUUGCCUAUGUCAAGUACAAUGGAUCUCGCCCGAGGGAGGAGUGGGAGAUGUGGCACCCGACCCUGAUUGCAGAAGCUCUCUUUGCAAUAUCCAACAUCCUCAGCUCCCUGCGCCUCAUCUCCCUGUUUACAGCCAACUCACACCUGGGGCCCCUGCAGAUCUCUCUGGGACGCAUGCUGCUAGACAUCCUCAAGUUCCUUUUUAUCUACUGCCUGGUGCUUCUGGCUUUUGCCAAUGGACUGAACCAGCUUUAUUUUUAUUAUGAGACCAGUGCCUCGGAGGAACCCAACAACUGCAAGGGGAUCCGAUGUGAGAAACAGAACAAUGCCUUCUCCACACUUUUCGAGACCCUCCAGUCACUCUUCUGGUCUGUGUUUGGGCUGCUGAAUCUCUACGUCACCAACGUGAAAGCCAGACACGAGUUCACAGAAUUUGUUGGGGCCACGAUGUUCGGGACCUACAACGUCAUCUCCCUGGUUGUGCUGCUGAACAUGCUCAUAGCCAUGAUGAACAACUCCUACCAGCUCAUUGCUGACCACGCGGACAUCGAGUGGAAAUUCGCACGGACGAAGCUCUGGAUGAGUUACUUUGAUGAAGGAGCCACUCUGCCCCCUCCUUUUAACAUAGUCCCCAGCCCCAAGUCGGUCUGGUACCUCUGCAAGUGGAUCCACAACCAGCUGUGCCCAGGUGAUGACUCUGAUGAUGAACAGAAGAGGCACGAGAACCUCAAAACAUUCACAGAACGACACGCUGACAACCUGAUUCAGAAUCAACAUUACCAGGAAGUGAUAAGAAAUCUUGUGAAAAGAUACGUCGCUGCAAUGAUAAGAACUUCCAAAACCAACGAAGGUUUAACUGAAGAAAACUUCAAGGAAUUAAAGCAGGACAUCUCAAGUUUUCGCUAUGAAGUUCUUGACCUCCUGGGCAACAGGAAGCCCCAGAGGAGAAGUUACUCCACCAGCAGCACAGAGGUGUCCCAAAAGGACGAAACAAACGAGGACGGUGCUGGAGAAAAAUCCAGAGCCAAGAGCGUGUCUUUCAAUGUAGCCAACAAAAAAAAGGACUUCAACGUGUCUGCUCUGAUUAAAACCAUGUCUGGGAUCAACAUGGUGGAAGAGAAGCCAAAAAGCAACGGGAUCAGCAAGCGCUCCUUUGUGAGGAACGGGAACAGAGUGCAGAGACUCUCCAGCUCCAAGAAGGAAUCCUUCAAGAGACUGGGGCUGCUCUUCUCCAAGAUGAACGGCCACGUCCCCGAGCCCAGCUCAGAGCCCAUGUACACCAUCUCAGACGGCAUCAUCCAGCCACACUACAUGUGGAAAGACAUUAAAUAUUCUCCCAUGGACAGAGAGAGGGAAGAGAAUUGUUCCAAAAGUGAAAUUAACCUCAAUGAGGUGGCCUACAGUGGGAACACGAGACUUACAGGACAGAGCAAGGAGUGCCCUGUGGUUUGUACCAGCUCCCUUCACUGUGCUUCCAGUAUUUGCUCCUCUAACUCCAAACUUAUAGACUCGUCAGAGGAUGUGUUUGAUUCAUGGGGAGAGGCCUGUGACUUGUUUAUAAACCAGUGGAAAGAGGGGCAGGAGGAUCACGUUACCACUCGGCUCUGAGCAAAGCUCUCUUGACUCUCACUGGAAAUCUCAGCCAAGUAUUGGUAAUUGUUUGCUCUCAUCUGGUUCAGCAUCACUGUUUCCUUUUCUGUCCACAGGUGAAAAAAAAGUGUAAACCUCCUUAUGUUACAGCCUAUUUUAUAGCCUUCUGCACCUUUUUUAAUUUUUUUUUUUUUUUUUUUACACUCACUAAUACUAAACUAAUGGUUUCAUCAUUUCAAAGGUUGCCAUAAACCACAGGAAUCCCUUUGGACGCAGUCUUAGUCUCCAAACCCCACAGACUUCAGGCAUGCAGGUGGCUGAGGAAAGGAUUUCUCCAGUGCUCCCAUCACCAUCCCACCCCAGCUGGGUUUCAGUGCUGCUGUCCAACACCAUUGGCUCUGCAUCCUGCUCAGUUUUCCUCAUCAACACAAACAGCUGUUGAGCAGGAGGCCGAGAAUCAUGCUGAAAGUAUUUUUUAAAAGGGUUUCGACCUGUAACUGGUUUUUUUUUUCGUUUCUUUUAAGCAAUAUGACUUGUUUUUUCAGGCCACUAUAUUAAUACUGUAAAUUAUUACUGAAUAUGAGACCCCUUUGAUCAUCCACCUGGAACAUGUUUUUGUUUUUGCUUAUUUACCUAAUUUCCCUUUUGGGGAGCAGAAGGACCUUCCAAUUAGGCUGACAGUGGGAGCCAGCACCUGGCCCUGCCUCCGACUCCUGUGUAGAUGAACUGAAAAGAAAACAACCCAAAACAACCCUGGCUGCUUGAAAUACAAACCUCAGAGUCGUUUCUAAUAGGCUGAAC